AUGUUCGCGUGUCCCAAAUCGUCCUGUUUCUUGUUUACCAUUUACCGUUGGAGGCCCUUCCCCGGAUUUUCAGCAUUCUUUAAAGUUUCGCAGAUUAUGAUCCUCCGCCCCACAUUGUUAAUCUCGGCAUCCCCGCAGUCUUACUCUUCCGUUCUUCACCACCAAUCGCGUCCCUAUGACGUCAAAGAGGUUUAG
This is a messenger RNA of Schizosaccharomyces japonicus yFS275, 195 nucleotides long. RefSeq names its product 60S ribosomal protein L8. The record is from RefSeq and is a predicted model, not a curated record. The transcript has a single exon. Bases 1 to 195 code for a protein of 64 amino acids. NCBI's taxonomy places the organism in Eukaryota, Fungi, Ascomycota, Schizosaccharomycetes, Schizosaccharomycetales, Schizosaccharomycetaceae.